Messenger RNA from Rangifer tarandus platyrhynchus (Svalbard reindeer), 312 nucleotides. Lineage: Eukaryota; Metazoa; Chordata; Mammalia; Artiodactyla; Cervidae. The record is from the annotation of a GenBank genome assembly.
AUGCAGAAAGACCAAUGCCUUUCUCCCUCAGUUCAUGGUCUCUGUGUUCAGGCUCGCUUUCCUUUCUCCGUGCCCAGCCAGCCACAGCGCCCACUCCCUCAGGAAGUCAUGGGUGGAAAUGUAGAUGUUAUUUGUCAAGAAACCACACUGACUAACUGGGGGGCGGGGGACAAAACUGGAACCAGGUGGAGCCACUCGGGGCAGCUGUCAUGCAGACCUGCUUCCCACAUGCUCAGUAACUUCUUUGAUGCUAAUUCAAACAGAGCCUGCAGGAGGGGGGAUGAAGUGGCAUUCAGUGAUCCUGUUCUGUAG